This is a messenger RNA of Oncorhynchus masou masou (cherry salmon), 3931 nucleotides long. Its product is annotated as leucine-rich repeat-containing protein 49-like. The record is from RefSeq and is a predicted model, not a curated record. NCBI's taxonomy places the organism in Eukaryota, Metazoa, Chordata, Actinopteri, Salmoniformes, Salmonidae. The transcript has 19 exons. Bases 564 to 2810 code for a protein of 748 amino acids. Gene Ontology annotation, molecular function: protein binding.
AAUACAUUUUAAAAGAUUAAACAUUGACGUUAAACAACCAACAAAACUGUUUAGUUAGCCACAUUAUAGCAACUGGCUAGCAACGUGGUAACACUCGCAAAAAUGCGGCCACAAAGACAACAGACCAACAACAAUACAGCCAUUAUAGGAAGGUGUCUUUCUCCCACGGUAAGAACGACGUGUCCACAAUACAUAAUCUUUACUUCCUCUCUGUUUUUACUAGGCAAGAGUUAGCAAGCAAGCUAGCUUAUCCAGAAAACUAAUGCAGCUCUGUAACAGUCACAUAAAUGAGCAAGAUUGCUAUCUAUCUAGCUAACGUUACAGGGGCUGGGUUGCAUGUUGUUGCUCCACAAAUGAAUGAAUAUUAUCAAGUGGUCUUGGCUUUGUUGUUGUCACCCUAUUGUUACAAUUGCCAGUCUUAAGUUGCCUCAUCCUUAUCUGUCAUUCCCCACAGGUCAACAGCUAUAAAACUGCACUUUACAGCAGUGAACUCUCAAAUUGAGAGAAAUGUUCAGAGACCACUGGACGCCCGAUGGUCUAAAGACUUUACAAACGGGAUAAACAUGGACACCAUGAAAAUGAAUCCACCAAGACAAGCUGCUGCUCUACCCAGUGGGCUGACUGGGGACCCGGGGCCACAGCCACACAGAGUGAAGCCUAGGAGAGCAACCCACAGUGCAGGGGCCAUCUACUCCCACAGUACCUCACCCCUCACCCUGCCAACUGGACCAGGUGAUGCCAUUACAUUGAGAGAGAAUUCUCCCUCUGGUUUUCCAAUUGCCUUUCGUUCCUGUGAUGAUUGUGCUUUGAGUCCAGAGCGAAUAGAUUUGGACAGGCGUUGUCUGGAGGAGGGUCCCCUGCUGGAGGGUAGGCUGCGGCUGCUUAACUUUCAGCACAACCUCAUCAUGCACAUCCACAAUCUGUCUCAUCUGCGGUACCUGGCCUUCCUAGACCUGAAUGACAACCACAUCUCCCAGAUUUCUGGCAUCUCAGCCCUGGCCUCUCUCAGAGUGCUUAUGCUGGGCAAGAACAGAAUCCAGAGGAUAUGCAGUCUGGAUAACCUGACUAAACUAGAUAUUCUGGACUUGCAUGGCAAUCAGAUCUCCCAGAUAGGGAACCUCUCCCACCUGUCUGAGCUGCGCUUGUUGAACUUGGCAGGGAACUGCAUCUCCAGGGUGGACAACCUACAGGGCCUGGACUCACUGACUGAGAUCAACCUGAGACGCAACUGCAUCUCCACUGUGACAGAGGUAGACCAGCUGCCCUGCCUCCAGCGCCUCUUUCUCAGCUGCAACAGCAUCACCAGUUUUGAUGAGCUAGCCUGCCUGGGAGAGUCGUGCUCCCUUUCUGAGCUGACCCUGGAUGGGAACCCAGUAGCCCUGGAGACAUGGUACAAACAGGCCGUCCUGCGCUGUGUGCUUCAACUCAGACAGCUGGACAUGAAACGUGUCACGGAGGAGGAGAGACGUAUGGCCUGCGUCACAGCCCGGAAGGAGGAUGAGAAGAAGAGGGAGAGUCACAAGCAGGCCAUGCACAAGAGUCCUGCACAUGUUGCGCCUCAGCAGUUCUACACUCAACUUGGACUCAAGUCUCAGGACUCCUCAGUGACAAGCAAGGAGAAGCGGCGUCUGGCCAUCCGUAAUGCAGCACAGCAUUGGGAGGGGGUCAGGGCCUGCCUGGAGCUGGGCCUGCCUCAGAACGGAGCCAAGGAGGAAGUCAGCCCUGAAGCAAGCCCUGCCCACAGUCCCGCCCAGACCAAUGGCCUUGCACUGGAACCUUCUCCGGAUGAGCAGCUCAGACGGGUGAGUCCAGUGUCGGCUCUGGACAGGCCAACAGGGGGCAGUGAGACCCGGAUACGCUCCACCAGUCGCCCCAACAGUCCUCGAGACCCCAAGCUCCUUGAGGCAGGGGGUGCCAGCCUGCAGAGCCUCUCCCUGUCAGACAGCCACCUGGCAGAGCUGGAUGGGGAAACCCUGCGCCUGUUCGGCCUCGGGGCCCUGGAGGCCCUGGAGAGAGGCUGGGGGGUCCAGACUGCAGGGGCCGUCACUGUCAUAGCCUUCCGCUACAUCCACUUUGAUGCGAUCGUGCCAACACUGCCACGCAUAAGGGUCAAGUUCCCCAACCUAUCUCACCUGAUUUUCCUGGAGACCAACGUCAGCCGUCUUCCCCAGCUGGCUGCUCUGGCCCAGGUGAGACGUCUGGACCAGCUGACCAUCCACCCAGAGGGGAACCCUGUAGUCAGCCUUUCCCUGUGGAGAUCCUUCCUCAUCUACCGCCUGCACCACUUCAACCUGCACAAGAUCAACAACCUGGAGGUGACCAUGAAUGACGUGAUCUCUGCAGAGCGUCUGUUUGGGACGCUGGGUCAUAUCGCUGCCACCGAGACACCACGCUGCCGCCUGCUAGUACUACUGGAGGAGUCCAGGAAGCGUCAGCUGCAGUUUCUGUUGGAGGGGCGUGGGCGCCGCGCAGGCUUGAGCCCAGAGGAGCUGCGUGACAACGGCAAGCUGCUGGGAGAGGGCCUGAGCAGAGCCCUGUUCAACUACCCCAGUAGAGACUGCUGCAGUGUGGGAGCGGAGAGCCCAGAGGAGGGUGCUAUGGAGUCGUCAUCGGAGCGCCGCGCUGUGAUGGAACAAUAUAUACAGGCUCAGGUCCAGAGGGCAUCUGACACCAACCUGAAGGGGGAGUCCCUCCACAAACUGUGGCCCUCCAUGUUCAUGGAGAUGGUGAGAGACUAUGUGUUGGAGAUGAGGGACCAACCAACCUUCCGUCAGGCCUGCCUCAACAGGCUCUCCACACAGGGAAAGUGAGAGGGUGAGGGGUAUAGACCUGGUAAAACUCCAUAAGACCCACAGUACAGCAAACCGGACACAUACUGGAAACAGGUACAGCAUACUGGACACAUACUAGAAACAGGUACAGCAUACUGGACACAUACUAGAAACAGCUACAUCAUACUGGACACAUACUAGAAACAGGUACAGCAUACUGGACACAUACUAGAAACAGUUACAGCAUACUGGAAACAGCUACAGCAUACUGGACACAUACUAGAAACAGUUACAGCAUACUGGAAACAGCUACAGCAUACUGGACACAUACUAGAAACAGGUACAGCAUACUGGACACAUACUAGAAACAGGUACAGCAUACUGGACACAUACUAGAAACAGUUACAGCAUACUGGAAACAGGUACAGCAUACUGGACACAUACUAGAAACAGGUACAGCAUACUGGACACAUACUAGAAACAGGUACAGCAUACUGGACACAUACUAGAAACAGGUACAGCAUACUGGACACAUACUAGAAACAGGUACAGCAUACUGGACACAUACUAGAAACAGGUACAGCAUACUGGACACAUACUAGAAACAGGUACAGCAUACUGGACACAUACUAGAAACAGGUACAGCAUACUGGACACACUGGAAACAGGUACAGCAUAAUGGUAACAGGUACAGCAUAAUGGAAGAUGGAUGUGGAUUUUUCUUUUAAAGGCAACUUUGGGGGGGGGGUUCACACCAGCUGGGCCUCAUAAGCUUGAAUGCACAUUAUCAUGGAAAAGACAAUAUUGAUGUUUGUUCUUCUAUACUCUGUUCUUCCUAUUCAACUUGAUUCCAGGAUGCACGGAGCUAUAGAGCUAUAAACUUGAGUCAUUGUGAGCAUGCAUUGUCAUCCCUAAAGAGGAACAUGCUUUGCACUUUAAAGCCUUCAUAAAGAUCCUGUUCUGGAGCCUUCAUCUCCAGCUGAAGAUUACAAUGAGUGUGUCUCAUUGAGCCUAGAAUGAUUGUGUCAUGAUAAUCCUCUUCUUAAUGUUACUCUCUCUCUCUGCCUGGCGUGAUGACAAGGGCACAAAAUACACAUUUUCUUUUCGGACCACUCAUUUUCUGUAUUGUAUUUAGAAAUAAAAUAUUCCCUAACACUUAA